Molecule: messenger RNA, 4116 nt
Organism: Neurospora crassa OR74A
Lineage: Eukaryota; Fungi; Ascomycota; Sordariomycetes; Sordariales; Sordariaceae
Product: APC amino acid permease
Exons: 3
Coding region: 516-2237 (573 amino acids)
Biological process (GO): transmembrane transport
Cellular component (GO): membrane
Molecular function (GO): transmembrane transporter activity
Source: RefSeq, a predicted model, not a curated record
CAUCGAUAAAAGAGUGGUAUCUGAGUGGGCUACUUUAUCUAUCUCCAGGCCUAUCAAUCCCCAACCCAUCCAGCCUCUCCAAGCCAAGAUAAGCUUAAACGGACCAACUAGUCUAACCCACCACGGUCAUGUUGGCGUCGAGUGUCCGAACGGUUUGAGGGUUUGAGGAGGGGUUGUGAGUGGCUGCUGAUUCCAUCUUUCAAGAUUGGUUACCUUAUCUUGAAAGACAUGUCGUCGUAGGUUCUCAUCUCUAUUUACCUUUUCUUCUUCUUCAUGUUCCCUCCUUCCAUCUUUCUUGAUUUGCCCUUGUCUCGAGAGUCCCAAGAUCGCGGAAUGUGCACAUGGAAGCCAGUGUUACACCGCCGAUAGUGAUCUGUAAACGUUGGAGUUUCAUUGCAUUCGUCUUCUACAUCUCUACCGUACAUUAUUGAAGUACUACACACAUUUUCCAAUCUUGCUCAUCUUACACCACCACAGUGUCAGUCUCAAACCCAAUUCUAGAUACGACAGUCAAGAUGGGCACUCAUGACUCCAUAUCCUCUGUCCAACCCGACCUGGAGCAACCCUCCCAUGCCGGCGGCCAUGGCAGCAACGGCAUCGAUGAACUCGACGAGUCCCGUCUCGCCCAGUUCGGCUACAAGCAAGAACUCAACCGCGACUGGGGCCUAGCUCACAACUUUGGCGUAUCCUUUUCCAUCAUCUCCGUCAUCACCGGUCUCACCACCCUCUUCUCCUAUGGCCUCGCCACCGGCGGUCCAGCCGUCAUGUCCAUCUCUUGGAUCGUCAUUUCCUUCUUUACCCUCCUAGUCGCCAUCGCCAUGGCCGAAAUCGUUUCCGCCAUCCCUACCUCCGGCGGCCCUUAUUUUUGGUCCGCCAUGCUCGCUCCUCCACGAUGGUCUCCCUUUCUAGCCUGGUUGACGGGCUGGUUCAACUUGCUCGGUCAAGUAGCCGUCACGACGGGCAUCACGUUCGGGCUGGCGGGCCUGGUGUCUACAGCCAUCACAGUCAAGAACCCCGAUUACGAACCGACGGCUGCCAAGACGAUUGGCAUCUAUGCGGCCCUGUUGGUUAGUCAUGGCGUGGUGAACACGUUUGGCGUGAAGGGGCUGAGGUUCUUGAAUAACGUGAGCAUCGUGCUGCAUAGCGCGGGGAUUACGGCGCUUUGUAUUGCUGUCUUGGCCAAGGCGCCCAAGCUGCAGAGCGCCAAGUUUGUGUUUGGGACAUAUCACGAUGGGACGGCAGCCGAAGAAGGGACAGAAGGCUGGGGCCAGCGCGCAUCCCCGGCAUAUGUGGUCCUCUGCGGCGCUUUGCUGUCUCAGUAUACCCUCACUGGUUUUGACGCCAGUGCACAUCUGAGCGAGGAGACAAAGAAUGCGAGUUGGUCUGCGCCCAUUGGCGUAGUGAGCUCUGUAGGGUUCAGCUCGCUGUUUGGCUUUUUCGUGCUCAUGGCUUUCCUUUUCAGCAUCCAGGACUUUGAGAGCACGCUGAACAGCAAGUAUGGGCAGCCCGUGCUACAAAUCUUGGUGGACGUUGCUGGCGAGGAUGGCGCCCUGGUCUUGUUCAGCUUGAUCAUGCUUUGUGUCUGGCAUUGUGGGCUGUUUAGCAUGACGAGCAAUUCGCGCAUGAUGUUCUCCUUUGCGCGUGACAGAGGCAUUCCCUCCUUUUUCCACCAAGUCGACGACCGCUUUAAAUCCCCUAUCCGCGCCGUCUGGCUCGCCGCCAUUCUCUCCUUCAUCCUCGCCCUCCCCUCUUUAGGGAGCGAUGUCGCCUUCGCAGCCGCCACCUCCAUCGCCACGAUCGGUCUGUACCUCUCCUACGGUCUGCCUAUCAUGAUCGGUUUCUUCUGGCACAAGAACUUUACAGCCAUGAAAGGCCCCUUCAACCUCGGCGCUCUCUCCCGUGUCAUCGCUGGCGCGGCAUGCUUGUGGAUCUGUUUCAUCACGGUGGUGUUCUGUUUGCCUACUGCCAACCCGGUUACCAGCCAGACGCUGAACUACACCGUUGUGGCGGUGGGAAUCAUUGCGGUUGGGUCGAUAGGGUCAUGGGUCGUUUGGGCGAGACGGUGGUUUACGGGCCCGGCGGCCGAGGUGGCCGAGGCCAUGAGGUUGGGUGUCGAUAUCACGGAGCCGGGGGCGUUGGAGAAAAAGGAGAAGGAGGCGUUGGAGGGUGCGAGGAUGGAAGGAGAGAGGGAAGCGAGGGAAAGGGAGGAGAAGCAGCCACCUGCUGUCAGUGAGUAAUCAAUUGGGCUCGAAGCGUGGUACAAUAUCAAUACAGCACCUCCUCAUUCCAUCCGGGUAUAUCAUCAAGUGUCAAGUUCCAUGACACUGCUACAAAUGUGGUCCUUUUCGGAGUUGACACAUAGCGCUCAUCGAGCAAGCACCAGUACCGAACAUGGACGAGCACGAGGAGACCGUCUAAUAGCAUGCCCUUAUAGGAAAGAACAUCAAACAAGCAAAUAGCAUUCAAUCUGUUUUCACAUGACCGUCCACAUCAUCAGUCCCUCCUCCUACUUCCACCUCAAAGCUCCUUUCUAACCAAAUCAACAGUCGCACAAUGAAACGAUCCCCCCAAGCUAUUCACGUGUCUAAACGGCAACCUCACCACUUCCAUCCCAAACUCCUCCUCCAACCACCUCGCAAACCUCUCCUGCCUCUCCUCCACCACAAUCGUCUUCUCAUCCACACUCAUGGCAUUGAGAACCAACCACUUGGAGCACAUGUACCUCGGCGGUCCCUCAUCCUCCUCCUCUUCCUCCUCCUCUUCGGGAUUCCACGGCAACGGCCGCAAAUCCCAGUCCCUAAAAACCUCAUGCCGUCGCAGUUCCUCCUCGGUGACACGCGAGGGGCAGUAGAUCAACGUCCCCUGGCGCAAGGGGAGGAUGGUCGCAUCUAUGUGCAUCGCGUGGUCAUCGGUGGUGUUGAGGAGCUCGACGGUAUACGGGGCGGGCAGCACGGCGCGGAGAUAGUCGACGCCUUUGGGGUUAGUGACGUGCGAGAGCUGGCCGAUGAGGACGGUGCCGAAGCGCAUAAAGUCUGCGCAGUCAAAGGCUGGGCGGGUAUUGUUGAUUGCCCAGUGUGUUGAGGUUUGUUUGCCGUUUUGACUGCUUCUGGGGAUGGUUCCGUUCUGUUUGGCACCACCAUCUUUUUCAGGCUUGUCGUCAUCCAAAAGCCCAUCAUACAACGUAUCGCCCCCCACAAUCUUGGGAGCACGACACACCCUCACUGACUCGCCUGCUUUCCGAGCCGUUUCCAUGAUAUCCUCCAGAACAUCAUGGUACGCAAGCUCGAUCUCACCCCUCCUACAGCCCCAACCAAAACACGCCUCGACCAUCGUCCUCCCCACCACCAUCAGUCCGUCCCUCGGCAUUGCACCGGUAUACCCUCCCUUUCCCUCAUUUGCCUUAGCCCAAUUCACUUCUUUGGGUCUGUACACCUUGAUGCCGAAUCUGUCCGUCAUCACGCGCGCAAAGUUGUCGAGUUCUUGGUCUGCUUUGGCGACAAUGUCUGCUGGAAAGGGGUGGUGAGGACGGAAUUCGGGGUGGUGGAGGGUGGGCAUGGUUGCGCGGAUCAUGUGUGGAGGUUCCGAGGGGAAGAGGGAAUGGGUGGCACGGCCGAUGAUGAGGGCGCGGAGGGGGGAGUAUUCGUUGGAGGCUGAGAUGAUGGUGGGUGAAUCCAAGGUGGAGGGUGUCACUGUGUCUUUUUUGAGGAUCAUCUUGGGAAGCGUUGUGUGUCGAAUCUUGGUGUAUGGAUUGGGUUCAAAAAGUCUGGCGAUUUAGUCUGAGAGAUGUCGUGUACUGGACUCUCCUUCUUCAGGGUCUUGCCGGCGACUUAUAAGUCCGAGAGGCCCUGUUCGAAGCUUGACUUCUCGUCGUGAUUUCGCGCCUCAAGGUUGCCGCUCAUCCUUCCAGAACGUCAUUUGUCCUCCACAUGCAGUCCGCCGUCGCUUCAUUCCUCGGUCCAUCUUCCCUUCCAGCCAGCCCCAGCCCGUAUAUGCCAUUCCGAAGGGAACUCACCUCAGCUCAUCGUCUCGUGAAAGGAAAAACCACCAAGCAUGUGCACCCAACCUAUCACCUCCCCGACACGAUGUUUACUCAACUUUCCCAUCCCACGUUGUCAC